Chinchilla lanigera (long-tailed chinchilla) is the source of this 4419-nucleotide messenger RNA. It is a transcript of the gene Jph2, whose product is annotated as junctophilin 2. NCBI's taxonomy places the organism in Eukaryota, Metazoa, Chordata, Mammalia, Rodentia, Chinchillidae. The record is from RefSeq and is a predicted model, not a curated record. Gene Ontology annotation, cellular component: junctional membrane complex; plasma membrane; sarcoplasmic reticulum.
GUGGGAACCUGAGUGCUGGGAAUCCACCCAGGCCCUUAGCUCUUGACCCUGUCCCAAGAGCUUUCUGACGUCAGGCCUCGGGCUCUGAGGACACUAGAGCAAAGAGAGUUUGAAAAGGAAGUUUUAACAGAAGUCACGAGCCUUGAUCCUUGAGUAUUUCUUCGUGGACCUCAUUCCAACACAACCUGAAAUGCUGUGUCUCGGGAAUAAAAAGGGGACAGCCUCCUCUCCUUCAGGACAGCGUUUGCCCUCUGGGGAGCAAGGAAGGAAGCAGCCCAUGCUUUUCGCCCUGAAUUCUUCCCGGAUUCGAGGGGUGGAGAGGCCCCAGGUUGUGCAUGAGCUGUCUCAGAUUUGCUGUACUUUUCAGGCUCUGUGGCCAGAACCUCACCUGUCCCCCUGAGCUUCCCUCUGCAGUCAAAAGCAAAUGGGAAACUGUGUCCGCUUCUUUUCUCUUUAGGUCGCCCGCUUCCUUGAUGGGGUUGGCAGUGAUGCUGGAGCCCCAGGGAUCCCCGAUGGGAAGUGAGAGUGGCGGGGGCGUCUGAGGUUUGCCAGCCUGUGCUGCUGGGGGAGUUGAAGUGUCCAGGGGUGCUGGACUUGGUGUCCCCUACCUUCUCCCUGUCCGCAGAUCAGAGGACACUGAGAGUGGAAGGCAGCUCCUGCCAUGGGAAGGGAGGACGCGAAGGUGGCCUGGGCUGCCUACAUCCAGCUCUCGGCUUACUUCCUCUGCCCCGCAGCCCCUGCCUGGGUCUGCAGCCACAGCUCAGUUUGAAACACCCCUCCCUCCUGCUUUGAGGGAGGCUUGGCUGCCCAGGGGGUUAUUUUGGGAGCAGCUUGUGAGAUCCAAUGGCCUUGUUAGGGCAACACUGACCUUUCUGUCCCAGGAGGAGGGCAGAGCUGGAGAAGGGGCGGGGCAGCGGCAGGGAGAUCAGGGACCGCACACCCACCGGGGUGGAGGGAAGGGGGCCAGGGGCUGCCUUGGGGGAUUCGGCCUGGGCUGGGGCUGCCACUGGGGAAGCGGCCCCUGUUGGAUACCGGGACCCCUCUACCCAACACUUUUCACUGUGCUUCUUAAAGGGAUCACAGCGUUUUCCCUCGGACUCCACGGAAGCCAGACUUGGGACGCCCUGUGGGGACUUUUGAAUCUUUCCUGCCUGCUUCCUUCAGCAGCGGCAGCCUUCCUCUGGCUGACUGAGGGGGGUCCCCAGGCAUGGCUCUCGCCAGCGCCCCCAGUGCUGACCUGGCUUCUGGGCUCUUUCAGCCUCUGCUAGCCUCUUGCUUCCCUCCUCCAGGGGCGCGGUGGUGAGUCUGGGGGCUCGGCCCGAGGGUGCCUGGACAGUGUCAGUUUUCCUGGACGGGCCCUGCACCCACGCUGGAGGACAGGGAGGUGGUCGGGGGUGAGGAUGAGAUGAGCGGGGGCCGCUUUGACUUUGACGAUGGCGGGGCGUACUGUGGGGGCUGGGAGGGGGGGAAGGCCCACGGGCACGGACUGUGCACCGGCCCCAAGGGCCAGGGCGAAUACUCGGGCUCCUGGCGCGCACGUCCCUGGGCAGCCAGCGCAGCCGCGUCAGCUUCCUCAAGAGCGACCUCAGCUCGGGCGCCAGCGACGCGGCCUCCACCGCCAGCCUGGGCGAGGGCGCCGAGGGCGCGGACGAGGCCGCACCCUUCGAGGCGGACAUCGACGCCACCACCACCGAGACCUACAUGGGCGAGUGGAAGAACGACAAGCGCUCGGGCUUCGGCGUGAGCGAGCGCUCCAGCGGCCUCCGCUACGAGGGCGAGUGGCUGGACAACCUGCGCCACGGCUACGGCUGCACCACGCUGCCCGACGGCCACCGCGAGGAGGGCAAGUACCGCCACAACGUGCUGGUCAAGGGCACCAAGCGCCGCGUGUUGCCGCUCAAGAGCAGCAAGGUCCGCCAGAAGGUGGAGCACAGCGUGGAGGGCGCCCAGCGCGCCGCCGCCAUAGCGCGCCAGAAGGCAGAGAUCGCCGCCUCCAGGACAAGCCACGCCAAGGCAAAAGCUGAGGCAGCAGAGCAGGCGGCCCUGGCCGCCAACCAGGAGUCCAACAUUGCCCGCACUUUGGCCAGGGAGCUGGCUCCAGACUUCUACCAGCCAGGUCCAGAGUAUCAGAAGCGCCGGCUGCUCCAGGAGAUCCUGGAGAACUCGGAGAGCCUGCUGGAGCCCCCCACGCGGGACGCGGGCCCCGCGGGCCCCCCGGAGCGGGCCAUGGCCAUCGAGGCGCUGCAGACGCCGCCCGCGCCGCCCCGCGAGUCCGAGGUGGCGCUGUAUCAGGGCUACCACAGCUACGCCGUGCGCACCAGCCCGCCCCAGCCGCCGCCCUUCGAGGACGAGCCCGAGUGCGAGGCCGAGGUCUCCGGCUCCGACUCCGCGCCCCCGUCCCCGGCCACAGCCUCGGCGCAGGACCCAAAGUCCCGAAACCCCGAGCCCGAGCCCCAGAACCCCGCCAAGCUGGAGCCCAAACCUAUCGUCGCCAAAGCCGAGCCCAAGGCGAAGGCCCGCAAGACGGAGGCCCGAGGGCUAACCAAGGCGGGGGCCAAGAAGAAGGCUCGCAAGGAGGCAGCGCUGGCGGAGGCCGAGGUGGAGGUGGAGGAGGUCCCCAACACUGUCCUCAUCUGCAUGGUGAUCCUGCUGAACAUCGGCCUGGCCAUCCUCUUCGUUCACCUCCUGACCUGACCCUUGUCUACCAGAGCCAGGAGUUCCGCUGAGGAAGCCAGGACUCAUCUUUUGGCAAUGCCAGGCAGGUGACCAAGGAGGACUGGACUCGACCUGCAGCCUCAGGCCCGGCUCACAGCGUGCCACAGACGUUUCAGGAACCUCCCGUGGGCUCAAGCAGGGUGUCAGGGUGCCAAAGGAAUAGAGUAUCUGGGAAGGCUCCAGGAGUACUCUGCCCAGGGACCGGGGAGGCCCCGAGGGAAGAGCCCUGGUCUCCUGAGUUUCUUGAUCUGCUGUCCCCGACCCUCUUCCACUCCCUCGCCUUGCCCCUCCUCACUCCCUCCCUGGGCUUUUGUGUGUUUUAGGCGAUGUCACCUAAGCAGGAUGUUGGUAUUAAAUCCCUCCCUCUCCCUCCCACCUCACUCCCACUUUAAUCCUCCACCUGGUGGACCGAAGCCACCCAGGAAGCUGAGGGGUUGCUGAAACGUCUCAGACAAUGCAGUCUUACGCAGCUCGGACCAUCUCAGGCUUACGGAUGCUCUGGAUGACAUGGAGGAGAUGACAAACUCAGUUGAAUAUCCCAGCAUGCAAUGCUCUGCCUCCCCCGCCGGUCCAGUUAGCUUCCCUCCUGGCCCAGUAGCACAGGGAGGCAUACCUGUAACAAGUUGGAGCCUUUCACUAGGAAGCCACUGAGCAGACAGAGGUGGGGUGGGAAGAGGGUAAGGUGCAGUUGCGAGGCCCCUGUUUUGAGUGUAUCUGAGCCUGCGGCUGGGGGUGAACUUAAGGCUGUUUGCUUGGGGUUACUCUGCAGCGGCCCUGGGGCCAGCGAGCUACAGCAACUGUGAUGCCCUGUGAACUGGUUUGUCUCCUCCCCAAGCAGGGCCACUGAGGGCUCAGGGGAGCAUGGCACAGGAGUCCUGGCAGUGGGGCAGACUCUCCAGCAGGUGCUGAAGAAAAAGAUUUCCCAGGAACAGAGGAGCAGUUCUGAGCUCCAGCUGGGGGCAGUCUGCGCAGUAAUAAGCCCCGUUCAGUUCGUCUGGCAGAAGAUGAUACUUGCAUGUACCUGAAAGAUGUUCGUACCACACUGAGCCUCUGGCCCUUGGGCUCCCUAGGAGUGGUGUAAGGGCUGAGGGCUUGAAGCUCCUGCACCCAGGAGCGUGGCGGAAAAGGGCUUCCAGGCCCCUCCAGGCCUGGGGAAGGAUGUGGCGGUGGCAUCCCAGCAGAGGCGGAGGGAGUGGCUGCUCUUCCACCUUCGUUUCUAUGGGCCUCAGGGGCUUAGGCGUCGGGGCCGGGCCCUCCCGGGGCAACUCGGGACCUGCGUGUUUAGGGUCAGCCCUUUCGUCCCUCGGUCCUUGGGAACCUUGCCCUCCAGCUUCACGCUUGCUGUUUCUAGCCCUGCUGGGCCUCGUGGCUUGGCUGGACCCCCAGACUGCCUUUCUGCGGCAAAGAGUCUGUGGACGCUCCCAUCCCAGCCAGCCGUGGCCCACAGGGUUCUGCACCUGUGUUUGGCUUUUCUGGACUCCUAGGGAACGAGGGGGGCAGGUGGGAGCUGCAUGGGGCUGACAGGCUCCAGGCCUCAGCUCUGACUGACGUCAUUGCUCUUGUUUCUUGGGCCUGGUCCAGUGUUGGGGACCAGCCUGUGGCUGCCAGAGCUGUGGGACUCAUCUGGGGCUAGUGUCGGGGUGCGGGUUGAGAUGCUGAGUCUGCGCGAUAAUAAACCUGUGUCUGCUCACGGGCUCAGGCUGG